This is a messenger RNA of Naumovozyma castellii, 1107 nucleotides long. RefSeq names its product S-glutathionyl-(chloro)hydroquinone reductase (gene ECM4). Lineage: Eukaryota; Fungi; Ascomycota; Saccharomycetes; Saccharomycetales; Saccharomycetaceae. Bases 1 to 1107 code for a protein of 368 amino acids. The record is from RefSeq and is a predicted model, not a curated record. The transcript has a single exon.
AUGUCAAGACCAUGGGCAGAAGGUACAACCGGUGCAUUCAAGAGACAAGUCUCUUCCUUCAGAGAAGUGGUUUCCCCCACUCAUCCAAUCUACAAGCCUGCCAAGAAUAGAUAUUGGCUUUACGUAUCCCUUGCAUGUCCAUGGGCCCAUAGGACUAUGAUUACUAGAGCGUUGAAGGGUCUCUCCUCUGUCAUUGGGCUCACUGUGGUCCACUGGCAUUUGGACGACAAGGGAUGGAGAAUGCUACCAGCUCCAGCGGAAAUUACUGAUGAUGACAAGAAGAAUUUCCAUACGUUUCAUGGUGGUAUUAAACCCACUGAGGAAGACGUAUCCCACCCUGUGGGAGAUGUGAAAAAUGACUCUGCAAGAUUAUGGAUCGAUAGUACUUUUGAUCCUAAUAAUGGAUUUGAAAGAUUGAGCGAAUUGUAUCAUAAGAGUCAACCUGAUUAUUCUGCAAGAUACACCGUUCCUGUUCUAUGGGAUACGGAAACUAAGACUAUUGUCAAUAAUGAAAGUGCAGAUAUUAUUAGAAUUUUGAACAGUGGUGUCUUUGAUGAAGUGGCUGGCGAUGAAGCUACUCAUUUGGAUUUAGUCCCCAAAGAAUUGGAAGCACAAAUUGAUGAGUUUAACUCUUGGGUUUACGACAACAUUAACAAUGGUGUGUACAAGGCAGGAUUUUCUGAGAGCGCUGCUGUUUAUGAAAAGGAAGUGACCAACAUCUUCAACCAUUUGGACAAAGUGGAAAAGAUUCUUGAAGAGAAAUACGACGUUUUGGCAGGAAAACAUGGUAAAGAUAAUAAAGAUAAAAUUUUGAAAGAAUAUUUUACCAUUGGUCACCAACUAACAGAAGCUGAUGUGAGAUUAUAUACCACCAUUGUCAGAUUUGAUCCCGUGUAUUUACAACACUUCAAAUGUAACUUCACCUCAAUUAGAGGCGGCUACCCAUUCAUCCAUUUAUGGUUACAAAACUUGUAUUGGAACUAUAAGGAAUUCAGAUUCACUACCAACUUUGAUCAUUGUAAGUUACACUACACCCGUUCUCACACAAGAAUUAAUCCAUUGGGAAUUACACCCUUUGGGCCUAAACCAGCUAUCAUACCAUUAUGA